Cotesia congregata is the source of this 567-nucleotide messenger RNA. The record is from the annotation of a GenBank genome assembly. Lineage: Eukaryota; Metazoa; Arthropoda; Insecta; Hymenoptera; Braconidae.
AUGUAUCUGAAGAUACUCGUACUGUUUUUGUGUCUAGAACUGGGUAUAACCUUCAACCAAACUUCUGAAACACCGAAAAAACUCUUGGAAAGCAACGUGACCGUAGCAGAAGGAAUCACCUUGACCAACGCAUCCUACAGUAGCUUAGACACCAGCAAUAAGUCGCUAAUUGAACAGCGCAAUGUGAAGCCACGGAAAGGAGUAAUUAGCAAGACAAUUGUUGCGCGAAAGGGAGUUGAAACAGCUGAAAACAGUUCGCAUUUAAAUUCUUCACAUUCCUUAAGUGAAAUCUCAGACAAACAUGACAAUAAUAAAAGUGUAAAGCCAAAACCAACUGUGACAACCGUCGACGAUCUUGAAGAAGAGGAAAAAGUCGUUAAAAAACCCCUAAAAUCCUCGGAUACUUCUAAUAAAUUAAAUUAUAUAUUACCUGUUGUUGCAACGAUAUUUUUAUUACCAAUUGUUAUUGUUUUUAUAAUGUUUAUUUAUAAUAAUUACUGCGACUGCUGGGAAAAGCGGCACUAUCGUCGCAUGGACUUUCUCGUUGAUGGAAUGUAUAAUGAAUAA